Babesia microti strain RI is the source of this 273-nucleotide messenger RNA. RefSeq names its product mitochondrial ribosomal protein L41, putative. The record is from RefSeq and is a predicted model, not a curated record. NCBI's taxonomy places the organism in Eukaryota, Apicomplexa, Aconoidasida, Piroplasmida, Babesiidae. The transcript is spliced from 3 exons. Gene Ontology annotation, molecular function: structural constituent of ribosome. The coding region runs from base 1 to 273 and encodes 90 amino acids. Gene Ontology annotation, cellular component: mitochondrial large ribosomal subunit.
AUGUGGCUUUCACCCCUUAGGCUGGCAAAGAUUGGCCCUAGCAAGGGCAGGGGCCCCCUGCUCACCAAAUUUGCGCCUGUUGGCUUCAAAAAGGGGUACGGAGCCGUGGGCCUAGGCAAACACACCAAAAAAGGCAUGUUCAUUAUCAACAAAAUGCUGAUUCCUACGUUUCAUGUGCCCCAAAUCAAUCCGGAGCUAAAGCCUUAUAUCUCACGAAACACACCCCUCCUUCGUGGAACCACUGCCUCAAUCCCUAGUGAUCCUAGUGAUUGA